This is a messenger RNA of Colletotrichum navitas, 1922 nucleotides long. Its product is annotated as fungal-specific transcription factor domain-containing protein. NCBI's taxonomy places the organism in Eukaryota, Fungi, Ascomycota, Sordariomycetes, Glomerellales, Glomerellaceae. The record is from RefSeq and is a predicted model, not a curated record. The coding region runs from base 444 to 1664 and encodes 406 amino acids. The transcript has 6 exons.
GUUGUUCAACCUCAACUCGUCCAGCCCUUGUUCGACUAGAUACACACGAAGUUGAUGACAACUCUGCUUGCAGAAUCUGUAGAGAUAUUGCAUAAUGCCUACGAAAAAUGGCACCGCAAGGGGCUCGAGAGCUGUGAGAAAAGGUUAGUAGGCCCCUGCCUUUCUAGUCUCGCUAAAUGCGCUGCUAGUCAGCCGCUGGUUCUUGGCCUCGAAUAGAACGACACUAUAGCCGACACUCAUGUGCCUCAUCGAAGGCUGUUCGAUCCCUAUUGAUUCCUGAACUGGAGCUCUAAUUUUGCCCGCUGUUAUUCAUAGACCCAGCUUGUGGAACUCGUCGAAAGAAGUGUCGCAAGUGUGACCGUACUCGUCCCGUCUGCGAUCGAUGCAGGUCGAAGGGUUUUCAUUGCGAAGGCUAUCCCCCACGAUUUCAAUUUUGCGAUUCAAUGUCUUCACCAAACUCAGGCGCUACCUUAUAUGACCAAACCAGGGAGUCCGGCAAAGCUAUGAUCUUGCACACACACGAGCCUACCCAAAUCUCAACUCAGAAACCCUCAGGUUCAGCCGAGGACUUGGCGGCAUCAUUCGAUCUCCCAAGCCGUAGGCAUGUCUCGCCACAGACUCCGCGGCGUGAUGCGCCAUUUGUGUUAUCACUUGAACGCCGCUCGUCCAUCCAAACCAUUAGCCAUCCUGUAGAGGAAGGACUUCUUACAGAUAACAGCCAACAACUGCUUGUUUAUUCUCAUUGCCCAAUCUUACUCCACGCUUUUAGGCCUGACUUAACGAAUAUAGUUGAUCUGGAUUUAAGCCCCCAUUUAGCGAUCGCGGUUGAUGGGGUGGAGAACCCCUUCCGAAAGCACGUUUUGCCACUGGCAUACCAACAUUCUGGCGUACUUCACGCCGUUCUUGGACUUUCUGCUUGCCAUCUACACCUGGCACCAUCAGGUAUCGCUAAAGGUGAUAUGGCGACUGCUAUACAGUACCGAGUUGUGGCUUUGACUGUUCUUAGCUUGCUCCUUGUCAAAGAAGAAAUUCAGGGACUAACGAUCACAGAAGACGAGGUGGUACUUGCUAUCAUUUUGUUGUUAGUCCUUCAUGAUGUGAUUUGCGAAUUGGGAAUAUCAUCCCAUGCCGUUCAUCUUACUGGGGUAUAUUUUCUCGGCGGGAGGGUUGCUCCGUCUUCCACCAGAUCGAAAAUAUCAGCAGCAAUCAUGUUCUUCCUGGCCGCACUCUCCUGGUUGAAUGUAUUGAGGGGCUUCAGCGGCGCAGAGAAGCUCACCUAUCCAAAAGAGGUUCGCUCAUGUGCCGCGGACAUAUUUGAACCACAAUAUGCUUUGCACACUUUUGUUGGCAAUCCGCCCGAAACAUUCCACUGUAUUGGAGUUGUGAUUGCAGCGGCAAGACGCCACCUCGAGGGUCAAUUGUCGAAUGCCGACUUUCAAACCGUGCUAAAAGACUCACAGUCAUUCCUCCGUGGCAUGGAUUUGGGAAAGGUCAAGUACCCAACCCAACAUCCUGAAUGGAAGCAGCUUGCGGAAGCAUACCGACAAGCUUGUCUCCUCAGAACGAUGCGCUGGCCAGACACAUCUGCAAUACCCUGCGAAGAUCAGAGAAUCAUAACCUCAGUUCUAGCCAUAUUGGAAUGUUGUGCUAACGUGCCGAUUUGAUCUCCGUUUUUUAAGCGGUUGCUAUUUCCAUUGUUUCUUGCUGCAAAUGAUACAUCUAUUCAAUAUGGAAUACACUAUGCGAGUCUAUGCAUUAACGAGAUAAGGAAGUCAACUGGGUUGAGGCAUAGGGCUAUGAUGGAGGUUCUUGAAGGGGUGUGGGAAGAGCGAAAACGGAAGGUUCGAGGCUGGAAAAAUGUCCCUUGGAUGGAGUUUACUUGCUCCGAUAGCAUGAGGCAACAACACGCGUACCUGUUCCUC